AUGGGCAUGCAGUUGUCCUACACUGUCAUUCCUGGCUCUAUCUUUGCUGGCCUCACUUGUGAUUUUUCUAUCCCUUGCGUCAACGUUGUCAUCAUGAUGCUGAUGGUGGCGGCGCAGCUAUUUGCUGUCCUGCUGGCUCUUCCUGGCCUUCUUGCAGAACAAUUAUCACCUGAUGUCACUUGCGAUGAGGACAGCGUGAAGGCGGCGGCGAGCCUUGCCGUCCAGCAUAUCAACAAGCAUCACAAGCACGGCUUCAAGUUCAAGCUGCAGGAAGUCCAGAGCAGCAAAUAUCAACAGUUUUCUGGUGGUUGCCACAUUGAUGUGAACAUGAAGCUGGUGCAGACCAUGUGUCACUUCACCAACCCCAAACCGCUUGAGGAAUGUCCACUGUGGCGAAGGGACCAGCGGGGUGGGACGGCCGCCUGCAGCGUGGAGUUUUGGGUCAUGUGGGACAUUGCCAAAAUCACCAAAUAUGACUGCACCACACGACCAGAGCGCACAAAUGAUGAGAUGCAGCUGAUUUGUCCAUCCUGCCCCAAAUUGUUACCUCUGAACGACCCAAUUGGAGUGAGAGCUGUGGAGCAGGCGGUGCACCGCUUCAACCAGAAGAGCAGAGAACAAAGUUACUUCACCUUACUGGAAGUGGCUCGGCUGACUAGCUGGGACGUGGCAUCCAUUGGCAACAUUACCUGGCUUAAGUUCGCGCUUGUGGAGACCAUGUGCCCCAAGGAGGCCAAGAACACUAGGACCUGCACACCUCGCUGCCCAGACAGAGCACAUCAUGUCUUUUGCCAAACUGCCUACUUCAACACACACAAUCAAGUGGGAGAACUGGAAUGUGAGAUCUAUCCACCAAGGAAUUUGGAGCCGCUGCUAGAAGGUGAGGCAGAACCUGUAUGCGGUCCCUUGUUCCACCAGAGUCCGGAAGCUUGCGUCUGCAAAGAGAGGCUGAAAAAGCCAGAGUUGUCUGUCCACCACAUUUGUCCCUUCCCGCUUAAGUGA
Molecule: messenger RNA, 1002 nt
Organism: Nerophis lumbriciformis (worm pipefish)
Lineage: Eukaryota; Metazoa; Chordata; Actinopteri; Syngnathiformes; Syngnathidae
Source: RefSeq, a predicted model, not a curated record